Molecule: messenger RNA, 3154 nt
Organism: Capsella rubella
Lineage: Eukaryota; Viridiplantae; Streptophyta; Magnoliopsida; Brassicales; Brassicaceae
Product: probable disease resistance protein At1g12290
Exons: 2
Coding region: 198-2915 (905 amino acids)
Molecular function (GO): protein binding; ADP binding
Source: RefSeq, a predicted model, not a curated record
UAGCCUUAAUCCUGAGUCCAUCUCUGGUGGGUUAAGUACUGUGCGGGAGUCCGAAGCUGAGCUUUGGAAGGCUAAAACUUUUAAUUACUUGCCUAAUCUGGAGACUGUUUAUUAGACUUUAUGUUGCCACUGCUUGAAUGCGUGUUUUUUUGCAGAGGGAGGUAAAUGUUGCUGUUCUUAAGCCACCAUACGAUUGAAUGCUUGUUUCAGUUCUUGGAUUGGGAAGCCAUGACUGUCGUGUUCCAGAGCUAUUAGUUCAGUGCAAGAUGGGUGGUUGUGUCUCUGUCCAAGUAUCAUGCGAUGAAUUUUUGAACCAUUUCGGUAGAUGCUUUUGCAGAAAACUUAGUUAUAUUCAUAAUCUCAAGGAGAAUCUCACGGUUCUGGAGGAAGCCAUGGAAGAUCUCAAGGCUGUACGAGCUGAUCUGCUAUGUAAGGUGCAGACAGCAGAAGAAGGAGGUCUACAAAGGCUUCAUCAAAUCAAGGUAUGGCUUAAGAGAGUCAAGACUAUCGAAUCCCAAUUCAAUGAACUAAAUAGUAGUAGAACUGUUGAACUUCAAAGGUUGUGUUUUUAUGGUGCUAGCUCGAAAAACUUAAAAUUGAGCUAUCACUACGGAAAAAAAGUCUUGUUCAUGUUGAAUAUAGUUGAAGACUUAAAAUCCAAAGGGUUUUUUGAAGAGGUGGCUCAUGCAGCUACAAGAGCUAUGGGGGAGGAAAGGCCUCUCCAACCGAUGAUUGUUGGUCAGGAAACAAUUUUAGAAAAGGCAUGGAACCACCUCAUGGAUGAUGGAACUAAGAUUAUGGGUCUCUAUGGCAUGGGUGGAGUAGGAAAAACAACUCUUCUCACUCGGAUCAACAAUAGGUUUUGUGACACCGAUGAUGGCGUUGAAAUUGUCAUUUGGGUUGUGGUGUCUGGUGAUCUACAAAUCCAAAAGAUACAAAAAGAGAUUGGCGAAAAAAUAGGAUUUAAAGGAGUUGAAUGGAACAAGAAAAGUGAAAACCAGAAGGCAGUCGACAUACUCAAUUUUCUAAGCAAGAAGAGAUUUGUGUUGCUUUUGGAUGACAUAUGGAAGAGAGUGGAACUAACCCAGAUUGGAAUCCCGAAUCCAACAAGUGAAAACGGAUGCAAAAUAGCAUUCACAACUCGCUGUCAAAGCGUAUGUGCGAGCAUGGGGGUUCAUGAUCCGAUGGAAGUCAGGUGUUUAGGUACAGAUGAUGCGUGGGAUUUGUUCAAGAAAAAAGUUGGAGAAUUCACAUUAAGAAGCCACCCUGAUAUUCCCGAAAUCGCAAGAAAAGUUGCUCGAGCAUGUCGUGGCUUGCCACUAGCGCUAAACGUCAUUGGAGAGACAAUGGCAUGCAAGAAGACAACUCAAGAAUGGGAUCAUGCAGUAGACGUUUUAACAACAUAUGCUGCAAAUUUUGGUGCUGUGAAGGAGAAGAUUCUUCCCAUUUUGAAGUACAGCUAUGAUAAUCUGGAAAGUGAGAGUAUUAAAACUUGUUUCCUAUAUUGCUCUCUGUUUCCUGAAGAUGAUUUAAUAGAAAAAGAGAGGCUGAUAGAUUAUUGGAUAUGCGAGGGAUUCAUUGAUGGAUAUGAAAGUAAAAAAGGAGCUGUGGACGAAGGCUAUGAGAUACUCGGUACUCUUGUUCGUGCCUCUUUGUUGGUGGAGGGAGGAAAGUUCAACAAUAAGUCAUAUGUGAAAAUGCAUGAUGUGGUUCGUGAGAUGGCCCUGUGGAUAGCAUCUGACCUCAAGAAGCAUAAAGAAAAUUGGAUUGUGCGAGCUGGUUUUGGGUUACACGAAAUACCAAAGGUCAAGGAUUUGAAAGUUGUGAGAAGGAUAUCAUUGGUGAAUAAUAGGUUUAAAGAGAUAAAUGGCAGUCCUCAGUGUCCCAAACUUACAACUUUGUUCCUUCAGGAUAACCGCCUUCUGGUAAAUAUAUCAGGUGAAUUCUUCCGGUCUAUGCCAAGGUUAGUUGUAUUGGAUCUAUCAUGGAAUGUCAAUCUCAAAGUGUUGCCGGAGCAAAUAUCAGAGUUGGUUUCAUUGCGAUAUCUUGACUUGUCAGAUUCGAGCAUAGGGAGGUUGCCAGUUGGUUUACUUAAGUUGAAAAAGCUGAUGCAUCUGAAUCUAGAGUCUAUGUUAUGCCUUGAGAGUGUUUCAGGGAUUGAUCAUUUGUCGAAUCUGAAGACGUUAAGGCUAGCAAAUUUAAGAAUGUGGCUAACUAUGAGCUUAUUGGAGGAGCUGGAACGUUUGGAGAAUUUAGAAGUUCUAACCAUAGAAAUCAUAUCAAGUUCAGCAUUGGAACAACUGUUAUGCUCUCACAGAUUGGCGAGAUGUCUACAAAAGGUAUCCAUCAAAUACCUCGACGAAGAAUCAAUACUGACUUUGCCAUCUAUAGGCGAUCUCCGGGAAGUCUUCAUAGGGGGAUGUGGAAUGCGGGGUAUAUUUAUAGAAAGGAACACAAGCCUGACAAGCCCGAGCUUUCCGAAUCUAUCAAAAGUGUUAAUAACUGGUUGCAAUGGUCUUAAGGAUUUGACGUGGUUGUUGUUUGCUCCAAACCUCACUCAUCUCAACGUUUGGAACUCACGCCAAGUAGAAGAGUUAAUAAGCCAAGAGAAAGCUUCAUCGACUGAUAUUGUUCCUUUCCGGAAACUAGAAUAUCUACACUUGUGGGAUUUACCUGAACUGAAGAGCAUAUAUUGGAGACCUUUGCCCUUUCCAUGUCUGUAUCAGAUCAAUGUACAAAACAAGUGUAGAAAGCUGAGAAAGCUGCCAUUGGAUUCUCAAAGUUGCAGUAUAGCGAGUGAAGAACUUCUGAUACAGUAUGGAGAUGAAGAGUGGAAAGAAAGGGUCGAGUGGGAGGACGAAGCGACAAGACUCCGUUUUUUACCAUCAUGCAAGUUGGUUUUGUAUAAUCGAUGAAAGAAAUCAAAAACCUUGAGAAAGAAACUUGAAUGGUCUCAACAGGUCAUAUUGUGAUGCUGCCUUAUCCUGUUUUGUUAUGUUUUGAAGUGUUCCUUGGAUUGUAGUUUGUGUGAUAGUCAUCUCCCUUUGUGAUCUUUGUGUAAAUGAGAGAAUAUAAAGUUGUAAUCGUUAAGUGUUCUUCUACGGUUCUGUAGUAGAUCAAAAUAGUGUAUUCAGUACUACUACUCUGCUUCAUU